Messenger RNA from Plasmodium knowlesi strain H, 1572 nucleotides. Its product is annotated as nuclear protein localization protein 4, putative. Gene Ontology annotation, molecular function: ubiquitin binding; ubiquitin protein ligase binding. Gene Ontology annotation, biological process: ubiquitin-dependent protein catabolic process. Bases 1 to 1572 code for a protein of 523 amino acids. NCBI's taxonomy places the organism in Eukaryota, Apicomplexa, Aconoidasida, Haemosporida, Plasmodiidae. The record is from RefSeq and is a predicted model, not a curated record. Gene Ontology annotation, cellular component: nucleus. The transcript has a single exon.
AUGAGCUCCAUCAUCGUACGCCUGAGGUGCGAAGUUGGCAUGUAUCGCAUCGAAAUCAACAGCAGCAAAACACUUACCGACUUGAAGAAUAAAAUUGAGGAACUCCUAAAUGUUCCAGUGGAGAAACAGGUGCUUUUUCUACAGACAGAACCCAACGUACCGUUGACGGACAAUGGGGCAUUGCUAGAACAGUGUAACAUUAUCCAUGGGUCGAUCCUUCAUUUGAAAAGUGAAGUGAAACCCACGACCAGUAGUGGGAAGAGGUUGGAUGGUGAUGGACCUGGUGGAGGGAGUGCCAAAUGGAAGAACGACAAGGGAGGUAACCAGAAUGAGUAUAACGUAGCGGAUGCAAAGUUGAAAAAGGGGUAUGAACAGAACCAAGGGAAGGGUAGCGGGGUAGAUGGAGUUGGCUACCCGCCGCGGGAGGACCGUCUAACCCCUCAGAAGGAAAAAAAAGAAGAAGAAAAGGACAACAAGGAAAAGGAGAAGAACGAAAACCAGGCGAACUUCAAAUCCUUUGAUUACUUUCUAAAAAUGAGAGAGUAUAACACGACAGAUCUUCCACUAAAUUUGACCUACCAGUCUGUGUUCCUAUCGAAGGGGAGGUUCAUUAAAAUUCCGUUGAGUGUGACACUGAAGCAUCAGGAGUAUCGCCACGUGGAUCACCUUGAACUUAUGAACGUGGAGGAGGUGAAAAACUUUGUGCAGUAUUGGUACACCAAUGGAAGCAUGUGUGAACAGAGAGUUGGAUGGAUGUAUGGUUACUAUAGGGAAGAUCCUCAUUAUACAAUGGGAAUUAGAGCGGUGUGUGAAUGUAUAUAUGAACCUCCACAGAUAAAUGAGGUGGAUAAAGUUAAGCUUCUACCAGACGACUUUCUUGAUUCUGUUGAUGUCAUUGCAAACCGAUUAGGUCUAGAAAGAAUUGGUUGGAUCUUUACGCAUUUACCAAGGAAAGAACACUUAACAUCGGAGGAAGUGGUACAGAUAGCUAAAUUGCAGCUAGCUAAUUUGAAAAAAAAUGUACACUAUACAAAUUAUAGUGUGUCUAAUUUUAUCACCUGCACCAUUUCGCCAGAUCCUAUGUUAAGUAACGAACCAGUAACGAAUGCCUUCAUGGUGUCCGACCUGGGGAUGUCAUUAAUUCAAUCCAAUCUGGUAGAUCCGGUACAAACAGAUCCUUCCGUCAUACAACUGAGGAAUCCUAUGCCCAACGAGCUUCUUCCUCUCAUCCUAGAAGGAGGGAAAGAAACAAACAAAUUUGAUACUGACUGGUUCAUUGUUCGAAUUAAUGAAUCAGCCCCUAAGGUUGUUAGGUCCCUUUUUAAAAAUUUCCAUUUUCCUAGAGAAAAUCGAUUGCGCUCACCCAAUGCCUACGAUGUGAAGGAGUACUUCGCCAGCACCAAGUUGGAGAGGGGUACCAAUGGCAUGCAUAGGUGCUCCGACUUUCAUUUGAUUUUAUUUGCGUGCCGAGUGCUCGACAUGGAGACUGCUCUCGCUCUAUGCGAUGCUGCGCUCAGCAAGAAGGAGAUCGACCCCAUCAUAGAGGAGAUCCUCACCUCGGUGAAGGUGUAG